UGUGCUACUGGAAUGAUGGAUGUGAAUAUGGAGAUGAGGGAGUUCGCCUUGGAAACCAAUGGUGAUGCUCAGAAGAGGCUUCUGGACACCCAGGCCCAAGUGGACGAAGUGGUCGGGAUAAUGAGGGUGAAUGUGGAGAAGGUCCUGGAACGCGAUCAGACACUAUCAGAACUAUCGGAACGAGCUGACCAACUGAAACUGAACGCCUCCCAAUUCGUUCGACAGGCUGGCAGGUUGAAGCGCAAACACUGGUGGGCCAAUGCGAAGAUGAUGAUCAUUCUGGGCCUAAUCGCCGUAAUACUGGUCACAAUCUUACUGGUUUACAUUUGGCCAACUGGCAGUGAUGAGGGAUCUAAGGCUUACACCGCAGAACCACCAAAAUGAUUGAUGUGAAAGGUCUAAAGGAACCAAUCUAUUAAAUAUAUUAAAUAAAUUAGCAUCAAUUUGGUGUUAACAAAUCA
Drosophila rhopaloa is the source of this 461-nucleotide messenger RNA. RefSeq names its product synaptobrevin-like. Gene Ontology annotation, molecular function: syntaxin binding; SNAP receptor activity. NCBI's taxonomy places the organism in Eukaryota, Metazoa, Arthropoda, Insecta, Diptera, Drosophilidae. The transcript has a single exon. Gene Ontology annotation, biological process: vesicle-mediated transport; vesicle fusion. Gene Ontology annotation, cellular component: SNARE complex; plasma membrane. The coding region runs from base 13 to 384 and encodes 123 amino acids. The record is from RefSeq and is a predicted model, not a curated record.